GGGAGAGGCGGGGUUUGCUAUAACCACAUGGUAAGUGGUAAAUGUAGUGGGAUAGCGGCGAUGCUCUGCCUGCCUCUCACUGUACCGGUGACAGCGCAGGGAGCGGGCGUGUAGUGUGAAGCGGGUUCAGCCAACACUCGCUGUCAGAAGCGAGGUACUGUAUCUACAGUAUAGCCGCACAGACGGGCGCGCUCUCGCUCGCUCUCUCUUCCUUCAGAGACAGACGCACGGCAGAAGGCAAAAAAACUUCUUCAUUUAACACUUCCGUGUUCAAAAUGGCUGAUCCGGUGCUCGCGAGCAGCGACGGCGAAGGGGGCGAGAACAUCACCAGGUUCGCGAGGCAGGGGGCUCUGAGACAGAAGAAUGUCCACGAGGUCAAGAACCACAAGUUCAUCGCCCGCUUCUUCAAACAGCCGACCUUCUGCAGCCACUGCACUGACUUCAUCUGGGGUUUCGGAAAGCAGGGGUUCCAGUGUCAAGUCUGCUGCUUUGUGGUGCACAAACGCUGCCAUGAAUUCGUCACCUUCUCCUGUCCUGGUGCAGAUAAGGGACCAGCUUCAGACGACCCCAGGAGUAAGCACAAAUUCCGGGUGCACACGUACUCCAGCCCCACCUUCUGUGACCACUGCGGCUCUCUACUCUACGGCCUCAUCCACCAGGGGAUGAAAUGUGACCACUGCAUGAUGAACAUCCAUAAGCGCUGCGUGGCCAACGUGCCCAGCCUGUGCGGGACGGACCACACGGAGCGCCGGGGCCGGAUCUACAUCAGGGCCGAGAUCAAGAGCAACAUCCUGACGGUGCACAUUAAAGAUGCCAAGAACCUGGUGCCCAUGGACCCCAAUGGCUUGUCUGACCCCUACGUCAAGCUGAAGCUGAUCCCGGACCCCAAGAGUGAAAGCAAGCAGAAGACCAAGACCAUUAAGUGCUCCCUCAACCCAGAGUGGAACGAGACCUUCACAUUGGUUAUCGAAAUCGCCGCCCCUUCUGUAGCUCCUGUGUACAGCAGCGGAGGGGGAACUGUACCUCUGGGUCUGCUCCUAGCUGGUGACCUGCUGGCUUGGAGACCACAGGACGGGAGACUAAAACCGCACACACCCCCUCACUUUGCCUGCUUCUUAGCCGGUCACAUAUCGCCCAGAUCGCACGGGUCGGUCUGUGUCGAUGUGCCCGGCCACAGGGGGGCGCUCUGUCCACGCUCUCUAACAGCCGGCCGCCGCCUCUCCCGCAGGUUCAAGCUGCUGAGUCAGGAGGAGGGCGAGUACUUCAACGUGCCGGUCCCGCCCGAGGGAGAAGAGGGCAACGAGGAGCUGAGGCAGAAGUUUGAGAGAGCCAAGAUCGGUCCUGGGACAAAGAACAUGGACAGCUCCUCCUCCAACGCCAUCUCCAAAUUCGACAACAACGGCAACCGGGACCGCAUGAAGCUCUCGGACUUCAACUUCCUCAUGGUGCUGGGCAAGGGCAGCUUCGGAAAGGUGAUGCUGGCGGAGAGGAAGGGCACCGACGAGCUGUACGCCAUCAAGAUCCUGAAGAAGGACGUGGUGAUCCAGGACGAUGAUGUGGAGUGCACCAUGGUGGAGAAGAGGGUGCUGGCUCUGUCCGGGAAGCCACUGUUUCUCACCCAGCUGCACUCCUGCUUCCAGACCAUGGACCGCCUGUACUUCGUCAUGGAGUACAUCAACGGGGGGGACCUCAUGUACCAGAUCCAGCAGGUCGGCAAGUUCAAGGAGCCCCACGCUGUGUUCUAUGCGGCAGAGAUCGCCAUAGGGCUUUUCUUCCUGCACUCCAAGGGGAUCAUUUAUCGGGACCUCAAGCUGGAUAAUGUCAUGCUCGACGCGGAAGGGCACAUCAAGAUCGCCGAUUUCGGCAUGUGCAAGGAGAACAUGUGGGACGGGGCCACCACAAAGACGUUCUGCGGCACGCCCGACUACAUUGCGCCCGAGAUCAUUGCUUAUCAGCCUUAUGGGAAGUCCGUGGACUGGUGGGCCUUUGGCGUGUUGCUAUACGAGAUGCUGGCCGGGCAGCCCCCCUUUGACGGAGAAGACGAGGACGAGCUGUUCCAGUCCAUCAUGGAGCACCAUGUGUCCUACCCGAAGGCCAUGAGCAAGGAGGCAGUAGCCAUUUGCAAAGGGCUGAUGACCAAGCACCCUGGGAAGCGCCUGGGCUGCGGGCCGGAGGGCGAGCGCGACAUCAAGGAGCAUGCCUUCUUCCGCUACAUGGACUGGGAGAAGCUGGAGAACAAGGAGGUGCAGCCGCCCUUCAAACCCAAAGCAUGUGGCCGGGACGCCGGAAAUUUUGACCGCUUUUUCACCCGCCAUCCUCCGGUGUUAACCCCACCCGACCAGGAGGUCAUCCACAACCUUGACCAGUCCGAGUUUGAGGGCUUUUCCUAUGUUAACGCUUCUUUCAUUAGCACGGAGGUCAAGAGCUAAGGACAUAACAGGGCAAAAUAAAACUUGGGCUCCUACAACAGAUUGAUCAUAGAUAUAUAUAUAAAACUGUAUCUACCUACCUGUCUCCAUAACGUACAUGGACAUAUAUAUAUAUGCAUGCAGAGCCCUGCCAUAUUAAAAUGAGCAGCAGGGGUGCGACUGUGGCCCAGAUUCCGAGCAGGAAGUGGAGAGGACACAAACACGGUCACGUCCGCUACCUUUGCGCGUCCUGCUGGACCUGAAGCAGGCAGCCAUUAGGAUACACUCAAAUUUAGACGGCGAGCAGACAAAAAAAAAAAGGUUGGGAGACACCUACUUAUUUUAAUAUAUCGGGGCUCUGCAUUUAUACAUACAUACGUGUAUGUAUAUCUGUUUAUAUAGUUCAGACAAGCUGAUGAUCAUUUUACAGACCUACUUGAAAUGGAUUUGUUAAUAAGAAUGCCGGUUUGGGACCAAUAUUUUAUUUUUGAAUUGACCUUCCAUUUGUAUACUGAAUGCUAUGAUGUCAACUGAUCAGCUGGCAAGACGACCAUCCAGAUUUCAGGAAGUGUUCCUCGAUUGUCAGAACAGCCUGGGAUGUUUCAUUUUUUGCACUGUCAUGACUUCUUCAUUGCAAGCAACCCCCUCCACACCACACACUCGCCAUCCCACAAUUACUCCAUGCCCUUCUAUGCAAUGUACGUUGCAUAGACACUUAUCUCUCCAAUUUCCCUCCCAUCUCUACAAGUAGGCUUUCGGUCCUGCAGUUAUUGGCCUAAAUCGUGUGUAGAAGCCAUUGAUUUCUGUGUCAGCUGAUUGAAUGACUCAGCCAGUUUGGCUUUUUUCAGUGGACUCUCUGACCUUGACCCGGAUCUGAGAUUGUCGAUGUUGUUGUGUUUCUGUUAAGUUUGUGUUUAGUCCAUUUUUUUUCCCAUUUUCUUUUUUUGGGGGGUUUUGAAUGGCCUCAGAAAUUGAACUUUGCUCCAGAACCUCACCAAAAUUCUGGAAGCCACCCCCCGCCCCUAAAAAGGCAGGAAAAAUUGCCCUAAUUUAUUUUGCAUGAGCUGCUUUUUUUUAUCUGCGAGUUUUGAAUAAAGUAGCUAUUAGGGUUGCUAGGAUGACAUGAAUUACUACUUCUGAACAUUUACAAUAUAUUUAAGUGAUAUUCAAUUGUUUUUUUUAAGCAUGGAAAAACCAAGGUAUUUACAGGAUGAAUCAAUGCAGCAUUUUCUGUUUAAUCCAUUUUAGUUAGUUCUGCAGUCUGGGGGCUCCUUUGUAAUGAGGCCCAGUGUCGUGGCUUGUAUAUAGCAUUGCUGUAGGUCAGCCCUACACACUCCAGAGUCCAGGAGUGACUACCACACUCUGGGAUCUGGCAAAGGCACAUCUGCAUGACAACGUGCACCUCUGUGGUGCAUUCCAUUUAUGUUAAAAAAACAAAACAAACGAAAGCAUAUUAUCUAACAAACAGGGUUCAACUGGACAAGGUUCUGUACUGCGAAGCUACAAAACAAAUCUCGGAUAUUUUACAAUACACGUUCUUUUGUUAGAGUGCUUGCUAUUAUUACUCUCAGAAAAGCACCUCAGAGCCGUUUUUUUUCGGAAGGGACUUUGCUCCCCAGAAGUUCCAGGCAGUGAAGUGACGCUUAGUGGCAGACUUUGCUCGUGUUUCUACACAGCGGCAGUGGGCGUGGUACGAAGUCAAAUCUCAGGGCGAGGGUCGGUGCCCUUGCAGUCUGCCAUACAGCAGCCUCUCUGUGGCAAACUGAGGACGAGCAACACAGAGCAGAGGUUGGACGGGCCUCAACGGCAAAACUCGCCUUGAACCCAUUCACGCCAGUUUCCCCCAGUGGCUCAGAGACUGGAAAACAAAAGAAUAAGAAACCAACAGGAAUGCAGUGGCACACACAGUGGCAUUCCUUGUUAAAGGAGACAGGUCGGGCCAGUCCAAGGCUCCAAACGUGCAGCAUAUUAAUGAGUCGGUGCAUGUGAAAGAGAUGUCCAUGCCUGGUGAUAACAUUGCCAAACAACCAUGGCUAUUGGGUAUUUUGUAGGUUAACUGUACUGGGCCAAGAUGGGCAAUAUGACUAAUGCCUGCAGUCUUCUAGCUUGCAUUGAGCAACGAUCCAGAUGUGGGCAGUGUUGUCUCAGAACCCAGCGCUAACACCAUUCUUGCAAUCCAGUAGCUUUCUUUGCAUGAAGCUACAAGCAGGGUCUCAACAGCACCAGCCGGUGAGGAUGGCGGUCUGGAAAUAACAUCUAGAUGUGCUGAAACCUGCAGGCGCAGAUCACACAGCCUUGAUAUAUAUCGCAGCUCCAGCCGCAAAACAGCGUGAUCGUCGAGCAUGGGGUUAUCGAAAAGAUGUUUUGUACAACGACGCUUGCCUGGAACACAUCUUGUUCCCGAGUACUUAUGUACCAGGCUGCGUGACAGAGACCGCAUGCUUAAAGGUCAUGAACAACUUGAAAGGCCGUCUGCGCAGGAUAAAACAAAAGCGCUUGUCUGAAGGUGGAACGCAGGGAGCGGGCAAGGGCUGUCUCCUUUCACGCAAUGCCAUUUUGUUUGUCCGUCACACAAGCUGGUCCGAGGCUGACGGUGCAGAGCAGACAGCUCUUUGCUGUCAGGGGUGCUGUUGGUUCUAUCGGCAUCCACACCAGCGAGGAAAUUCGAUUCAGUGGCAAAGAUAAAUCCGCAAGGAAAAACCGGGAUGUUAGAACUUUCAAAAGCAAAAUGAACCGCUAAUCCGUGUGCAAUGACAUUUUGCCUGUACCUCUAAAAUACAAAGCUAGGUGCUAAUGUAGUUCACGGGCUGCUGGGAUAACCAACUCUUUGCUAAAGGAGGUAACUUGUCACUUAAACCACUUGUAUCUUCUGUAGAAUUGAAAGGGAAGGGAAAUCCUAGAAGGAUUUAAUGAAAUUCUUACCAUUGGUAGUGAUUUAAAAAAAAAUCAGUACACAUCUGUUUUGCUAGACAAUGAAUAGGAAUAUUAUGAUCCUUCAUUGACAUUAUUCUUCAGAUUAAUAUGAAUGGUUUUCUUAUCUCUGCCAAAUCUGGUGUGUAGUUUAUUACGGGGCUUUAAUAUUUCUAAAGAGAAUCAUAUGCAGUAAACAAAAUGUGUCAAAAUAUGUUCAGUGAAUCUCUUGCAUACAAAGUGGUCAGAUUUUAUGUGAGCCUUACAGUAUUGUUAAAAAAAAACCUUUAAAAAAAAAAAAAAAAAAUGUUUAUAGAUUAUUCUGUGUCUUUUCUAAAUUGACGAUGCAAUCUGGGGUUUGCAUUCCAAAAAGGAAAGCUUUGUGCAUGAAUUAUGAACUACGAACUGUGAUAUAUUGCUAUUUUGACGAUGAGCGCUUUAGUGUUUUCAAGCUGUUGUGUGUGCUUUGUAAACUUUGAACUCAAAUGCUGUUAAUGUGCCAAAGUAUUUUCCAGAGAAAUAUCUAAAUUAAAUAAACUUUGACAUGAAGAG
Lepisosteus oculatus (spotted gar) is the source of this 5870-nucleotide messenger RNA. The record is from RefSeq and is a predicted model, not a curated record. Lineage: Eukaryota; Metazoa; Chordata; Actinopteri; Semionotiformes; Lepisosteidae.